Messenger RNA from Olea europaea var. sylvestris, 3690 nucleotides. Its product is annotated as PH, RCC1 and FYVE domains-containing protein 1. Bases 452 to 3316 code for a protein of 954 amino acids. The record is from RefSeq and is a predicted model, not a curated record. The transcript has 10 exons. Gene Ontology annotation, molecular function: metal ion binding. Lineage: Eukaryota; Viridiplantae; Streptophyta; Magnoliopsida; Lamiales; Oleaceae.
AAAAAGCCAUCUGCAUCAUAACCGAUUCAGAUUCCGUUGCUUACGUGGCACCACCACAAAAUCCAAUCGCGAGGGAAAUUAAAUUACCUCUAUUAAUAAUCGUUUUUCUCUUCAUAACAAUUUCCAUUUCAUUUUGUGAAAAAAAAAAAAAAUGAUUCAUUCAACCGAAAAUCCACCUUCUUAGCUGCAAAUUUUGUGAUUUCAUCGCCUUUUUCAUUUUUAUUAUAUCGGAGCUGAAAUUGGCGUCAAAUUCUUCGAAUACUCGCCAAUAAGCACUUUUGCAGUUAGUUUUUACCGUCUGAUGGAAGUGCAGGGUGCAUUAUAGAAGUAGCAGAGUAAGCUGAAUUUUCCUUGGUGAUUUCUGGUGCUAUUUAGUCAUCUUCUGGAGGUUUGGCAUUGUCAAGAUGGGUUUCAUCUUCUGCAAAAGUCCCCAGUUAAUAUUAUAGCUUGAAUGACUGACCAACAGGGUAGUAGUCCUGGUGAGAGGAAUGCUGAGCAGGCCAUUACUGCCUUAAAAAGAGGCUCCUAUCUGCUAAAGUAUGGGCGAAGGGGAAAACCAAAGUUCUGCCAUUUCCAACUUUCUAAGGAUGAGACCACAAUAAUUUGGUAUCCUGGCAGAAAGGAGAAACAGCUCCGAUUAAGCCAAGUUUCAAGGAUUAUACCUGGACAACGUACAGCAACAUUUAAGAGGUAUCCGCAACCUGAGAAAGAAUAUCAGUCAUUUUCUCUUAUCUAUGACAAAGGUUCCUUAGAUGUGCAGAUAUGCAAAGACAAGGAUGAAGCAGAGAUCUGGUUUGUUGCCCUGAAGGCAUUGACUUCACAGGGUAACUUUCAAAAAUGGAGAACUGGAAUUGGAAUUGAUAGCAUGUCAUCAGAUAAUUCAAGGACACUUACAGGAAGGAAUUCUGAAUCCAUUUUGUCAAGUAGCAGCUGUGAUACAAAGAAUGAGGAUAGACUACACUGUCAGAUAGUUCCUAUCCCGUUUGAGAGACCCCCUCAAAAAAGACCUGGAAGAGUUUUUUCUGACUUUUUACUGUAUAAUGCAGCUGGUCAAUGCUCUAGACAGAUAGAGUUUGUCACCAGUUCUCAUAGUCCACAACCACAAGAGAAUGUAGGUGAUCUUAAUGGGAAGAUAUCCACUGAUACUUCUCGAGUCAGUUUCUCCAGUGCCAUAAGUAGUUCAUGUAGUGUGGGAUCCUCUCUUGAAGAUAAUGUUACUUCAAGUGAUAUCUUCAUUUGGGGAGAAGGAACUGAGGAUGGAUUGCUUGGCGGAGGUGUUCAUGGAAUUGGAGGAUCAGUUUUUCCUAGAAAGGAUGCCUUUUUGCCAAUGGUUCUGGAAUCUAAUUUGGUACUUGAUGCUCAAAAUAUUGCUUGUGGCAAUGAACACGCUGUGUUAAUCACAAGACAAGGGGAAAUUUUUAGUUGGGGAGUGGGUUCAGGGGGGCUCCUGGGGCAUGGAGUAGAAGCCGAUGUCUCUAGUCCAAAGCUCAUCAACACUCUUAGUGGACUGAACAUUGUAUCAAUAGCAUGCGGAGAAUAUCAUACUUGCGCUGUGACACUUUCUGGAGAUCUGUAUACAUGGGGAGAUGGCAUCCAUAACUUCGGCCUUCUUGGGCAUGGCACUGAAGUUAGUCACUGGACUCCAAGAAAAAUAAGGGGUCAGAUGGAGGGUAUCCAUGUAAUUUCAGUAUCUUGUGGACCUUGGCACUCAGCUGCCAUUGCCUCAGGGGGUGAGUUGUUUACCUUUGGAGAUGGAACUUUUGGUGCCCUGGGUCAUGGAGAUCGUUGUAGCACAAAUGUUCCAAUGGAAGUUGAAACUUUAAAAGGACUAAGGGUUAUCAAUGUAUCUUGUGGAUUUUGGCACACUGCUGCUAUCAUAGAGGUUCCUUGUGAAUCAUCAAGUUCCAAUGUCUCUUCAACUAGAAAGCUGUUCACCUGGGGAAAUGGAGAUGAAGGCCAGCUUGGACAUGGGGAUAAGCUAUCUAGACUUGUUCCAUGCUGUGUUUCUGUGUCAACUGAUACAAACUUCUGUCAAGUAGCCUGUGGGCAUAGCAUCACUGUUUGUCUUACAACCUGCGGACAGAUAUAUGCCAUGGGGAGUGCUGAUUGUAGUCAACUUGAGAGUCCCAGAGACGCCGGUACAUUACCCUUGCGUAUCGAAGGUAAAAUAAAAAACAGCUUCAUUGAAGAAAUUUCAUGUGGCUCUCAUCAUGUAGUUGCCCUGACCUCGAAAUCUGAAGUUUUCACUUGGGGAAAAGGAAGAAAUGGUCAGUUAGGUCAUGGGGACAAUGCUGACAGGAAUACUCCUACUCUUGUAGAAGCUCUGAAAGACAAACUAGUGAAGAGAGUGAUUUGUGGAAACAAUUUCACAGCAGCAAUUUGUCAUCACAAACGGAUUUUUGUAGCUGAUCGCUCAAGUUGUUCUAGUUGUGACAAAUCAUUUAAUUUCAGAAGGAAACGUCAUAAUUGCUACAACUGUGGACUUGUGUUUUGUAGCACAUGUAGCAAUGAGAAAUCGUUCAAGGCUUCUUUUGCUCCAAAUAGGAAGAAACCAUAUCGUGUCUGUGAAGGUUGUUUUCGAAAACUGAAUAAGGGAUUGGAUUUGAGCUCUCGACCUCCCAAGGCCAGCUGUGGAAAGGUGUGUGGGGAUCUUGGUAAAAUUAAGGAGAAAGAGUCCUCUAAAGCUAAAUCACGUGGCCUACUUUCCAGACUCUCAUUCUUUGAUUCAUUUAGACUGUCUGAUAGUGGACUAUCUAAAAAGAACCAGAAGCUACACUCAAGCAGUAAUCAUAAUUCUCACUUUCACUCUAGAAGUUUUGAGUGGAACGGGUCUCAUGCAUCAAGUCCAUCAACAUCUAUCUUUGACUACUGCGAGAAAAUAAAUGCUUCGCUCCCAGGUUCAGCAAGGCAUUCUAUAGCAUCUUCUCCUCUCUCUGCAAAUUCAAGUCCAUAUCAUUCCAUUUCUCUUGCAUCAUCAUUUGCUAGUGUUCCUUCAGAAGAAGAAAUUGAUGAUUCAAAUCAAAGAAAUGACAAUCUCGCCGAAGAAAUAUCAGUUCUGAGAGAGCAGGUGGAGGCUCUCACUCAUAGGACUCAAUUUCUAGCAGCUGAACUUGAAAGAACAUCAGAUCAAUUAGAAGAGGCAAUGGAAUUUGUUCAGGACGAAGCAGAGAAAAAUAAUGCUGCAAAAGAAGUAAUAAAAUGUCUUGUGAGACAGUUAAAAGCCAUGGCUGUACGGCUACCUCAGGGAUCUUCCUGCCGAGCAACAGAUCCAUUUGCUGAUAACAUGUCCCAUGUUCUGAGCACUGCUUCUACGUAGAGUCAAUGGACCUUCUAGAACUUUUAACCAGUAACUGAGAAAUGAGCAGCCAUCAAGGAGAGGAAUAUGAGAACUAUCACAGGGAUGGAGAAAGUUUCAGCAUCUCUUUUAUCAUUUGUAAAACAAAGGCUGAUCCAGGUUUUGUAGUGUGUGAGCAUAUUUUCGUAGGAAAUGAUGGAAUUUGUUUCACUGUUAUGAUGAAGUUGGUAUAAACCGUUAAUGCUCUGGUAAAAUAAUAUCCAAUGGAAUAGGAACUGAUGGGGGAGUAGAAGAGGGAAAUUGUAGAUCAUGUCAAUAUUUUGAUGCUUACGGUGAUUUUGGCAGUAUUAUCAGUUUUUCUUUUUGAUAAAUACAAUCAAUCUGCACUUUCGUCC